GCGUCUUCCUACCCCGCUGCACUAGCACGCCGCGCCGUAUUUAUUCCAUCCAUCCAUCCGGCCAUAUCAGCUGGCGUAGCUGCUGUAAAUCUGACGAGAGCAGGCAAGAAACAGUACGUACUGAUCGAUGAUGGGACCAGCAGCAAUGCUCCUCCUCCUCCUCCUCCUCUUCCCCGUCGCCUCCGCCGCCGGCAGCAGGACGCUGGUGUUCAUCCUUGCGGGCCAGUCCAACAUGGGCGGCCGCGGCGGCGCCACCAACGGCACCUGGGACGGCGUCGUCCCUCCCCAGUGCGCUCCCUCCCCCCGCAUCCUCCGCCUCUCGCCGGCCCUCCGCUGGGAGGAGGCACGCGAGCCGCUCCACGCCGGCAUCGACCUCCACAACGUCCUCGGCGUCGGCCCCGGCAUGCCCUUCGCUCACGCCGUCCUGCACUCGCACGUGCUGCCGCCGGAUACCGUCGUCGGGCUCGUCCCCUGCGCGCAGGGAGCCACCCCCAUCGCCAACUGGUCGCGUGGCACCGAGCUGUACGAGCGGAUGCUCACGCGCACCAGGGCCGCCCUGGCCGAGUGCGGCGGCCAAGGCAAGCUGGCCGCGCUGCUGUGGUACCAGGGCGAGGCCGACACCAUCAGGCGCGAGGACGCCGAGCUCUACACAGGCCGCAUGGAGACAUUCGUCCGCGACGUCCGCCGCGACCUCGCCAUGCCCGACCUCCUCGUCAUCCAGGUUGGGCUUGCAACCGGGCAGGGCAAGUUCAUCAAGCUCGUCAGGGAAGCUCAGAAGGGAGUGAAGCUCCCGAACGUGAAGUACGUGGAUGCCAAGGGGCUGCCCAUUGCCAACGAUUACACGCAUCUUACCACCCCAGCUCAAGUGCAGCUUGGCAAGAUGUUAGCCAAGUCCUACUUAGCUACGCUCUGAAUUUCUAGUGCAAUACCAUCGAUCUGCUCCAUUUUUCAGAUUGGAUUGUUAUAGAAAUGCUCUACAGCCAUAAACGGCAUUGCAUUGUACUCCUCAUUUGUGGUGAAUGUUUCCCUUUCUUCGGCCAUAGCAGAGCCUUCUUAGUUCAUUCAAGCUGUCAUCCCAGUCUUAUCGUCCUGUUCAGAACUCAUGCUAGUAUUUGCUACUAUUCCGUUACAUUGCAGCUUAUCCCUGUAAUAGAUAAAUAAGACAACAUACAUUUCAGAAUUCUCAUCUUCUUUUUUA
Molecule: messenger RNA, 1198 nt
Organism: Phragmites australis (common reed)
Lineage: Eukaryota; Viridiplantae; Streptophyta; Magnoliopsida; Poales; Poaceae
Product: probable carbohydrate esterase At4g34215
Exons: 2
Coding region: 128-913 (261 amino acids)
Source: RefSeq, a predicted model, not a curated record